AUCGCGCGCGCGCGCCCGCCCGCCCCGCCGGCAGCCGCUUGCUCGCUGGCUCUCUCGUCAGUGCUCUGUGGUGUGUGAGGCGUCCGGCCCCCCGGCCCCCUGAGGCGCGGCGCGGCGGGAUGCGGCGGCGGCCGUGGCGGGGCCGCGGGCCGGGCGGGCGGGCUCGGUAAUGAAUGUCGGCGGCCGCCGCCAUGUCCAAGGUAACGGCGCCCGGGCCCGGGCCGCCGCCACCGGCGGCGGCGGCGGCGGGCGGGAAGGAGAAGCGCUCCUUCAGCAAGCGGCUGUUCCGGAGCGGCCGCGCGGGCGGCGGCGGCGGCGGCGCGGGGGGCCCUGCGGGGCCCGGGCCGGCUGCGCCCGCCUCGCCGUCGUCGGCGCGCUCGGUGGGCAGCUUCAUGAGCCGCGUCCUCAAGACGCUGUCCACGCUCUCGCACCUUAGCUCCGAGGGCGCCGCCCCGGACCGCGGCGGCCUCCGCAGCUGCUUCCCGCCCGGGCCGGCCGCCGCGCCCACGCCGCCGCCGUGCCCGCCGCCGCCCGCCUCGCCCGCGCCGCCCGCCUCCGCCGCCGAGCCGGUGCCCGGGGUGGCGGGGCUCCGGAACCACGGCAACACGUGCUUCAUGAACGCCACGCUGCAGUGUCUCAGCAACACCGAGCUCUUCGCCGAGUACCUGGCGCUCGGCCAGUACCGGGCGGGGCGGCCCGAGCCCUCGCCUGACCCCGAGCAGCCUGUGGGCCGCGGCACGCAGGGCCAGGGCGAGGUCACCGAGCAGCUGGCGCACCUGGUGCGGGCCCUCUGGACCCUGGAGUACACCCCGCAGCACAGCCGCGACUUCAAGAGUAUUGUGUCAAAGAACGCACUGCAAUAUCGGGGAAAUUCCCAGCAUGACGCCCAGGAGUUUCUGCUGUGGCUUCUGGACCGAGUUCAUGAAGACCUCAAUCAUGCUGUGAAGCAGAGCGGCCAGCCUCCUCUGAAGCCACCAUCAGAGACUGAUAUGAUGCCUGAGGGACCAUCUUUUCCUGUCUGUAGCACUUUUGUACAAGAACUUUUUCAAGCCCAGUACAGAUCUUCUUUGACAUGUCCUCACUGUCAGAAGCAGAGCAACACCUUUGACCCUUUCCUCUGCAUUUCUUUGCCAAUUCCUCUACCCCACACAAGGCCUCUCUAUGUUACCGUAGUGUAUCAGGGGAAAUGUUCUCACUGCAUGAGGAUUGGUGUGGCCGUGCCUCUGUCUGGGACUGUCGCCAGGCUUCGGGAAGCAGUGUCUAUGGAAACAAAGAUCCCCACUGAUCAGAUUGUGUUAACGGAAAUGUACUAUGAUGGGUUCCAUCGUUCCUUUUGUGACACAGACGACCUGGAAACAGUCCAUGAAAGCGACUGCAUUUUUGCCUUUGAGACUCCAGAAAUAUUUAGGCCUGAAGGAAUUCUCAGUCAAAGAGGAAUCCACUUAAACAACAAUCUAAACCACUUGAAAUUUGGCUUGGAUCAUCGACUCUCUUCUCCUACACAGGCAGCAGCAAAGCAGGGGAAAACAGACUUACCCCCAACAAGAGCAGGAAACGACAAGAUUGUUCUAUUAGUGUGUAACCGAGCGUGCACUGGGCAGCAAGGGAAAAGAUUUGGACUGCCUUUUGUGCUGCACUUAGAGAAGACAAUAGCUUGGGACCUUUUGCAGAAGGAAAUCUUGGAGAAGAUGAAGUAUUUCCUGAGGCCCACGGUUUGUGUCCAGGUGUGUCCAUUCAGUUUGCGUGUUGUCAGUGUUGUGGGGAUAACAUACUUGUUGCCCCAGGAGGAGCAGCCGCUGUGCCACCCAACAGUAGAAAGGGCAUUAAAAUCUUGUGGACCAGGUGGCACCGCUCAUGUGAAGUUAGUGGUAGAAUGGGACAAGGAAACAAAAGAUUUCCUGUUUGUAAAUACUGAAGAUGAAUAUAUUCCUGAUGCAGAAAGCGUCCGUCUGCAGAGGGAGCGUCAUCAUCAGCCUCAGACUUGCACUUUAUCCCAGUGUUUCCAGCUCUACACCAAAGAGGAGCGGCUCGCCCCAGAUGAUGCCUGGCGUUGCCCGCACUGUAAGCAGCUGCAGCAGGGGAGCAUUACGUUAAGCCUCUGGACUCUGCCCGAUGUGCUUAUUAUACAUCUCAAGAGAUUUCGACAGGAAGGAGACAGGCGUGUGAAACUUCAGAACAUGGUCAAGUUCCCCUUGACUGGCCUGGAUAUGACACCUCAUGUGGUUAAGAGAAGUCAGAGCAGCUGGAGUUUGCCAUCCCAUUGGUCUCCAUGGAGACGGCCCUAUGGACUCGGGAGGGACCCUGAGGACUACGUCUAUGACCUGUAUGCUGUGUGCAAUCAUCAUGGCACCAUGCAAGGGGGGCACUACACAGCGUACUGUAAGAACUCUGUGGACGGCCUGUGGUACUGCUUUGAUGACAGCGACGUGCAGCAGCUGUCGGAAGAUGAGGUCUGCACACAGACUGCAUACAUCCUUUUCUACCAGAGGCGAACGGCUAUUCCGUCAUGGUCGGCCAACAGCUCGGUGGCAGGCUCCACAAGUUCUUCCUUGUGCGAACAUUGGGUGAGCCGACUCCCGGGGAGCAAGCAAGCCAGUGUGACCUCUGCAGCUUCCUCCAGACGUACCUCCCUGGCCUCGUUGUCCGAGUCGGUGGAGAUGGCUGGGGAGAGGAGUGAAGAUGAUGGAGGUUUCUCAACUCGACCAUUCGUGAGAAGUGUCCAGCGUCAGAGCUUGUCAUCCAGAUCUUCUGUCACCAGCCCCUUGGCCGUUAACGACAAUUGCAUUAGACCUUCUUGGUCCCUGUCCGCCAAGCUGCAGAUGCGCUCCAGUUCUCCCUCCCGGUUCUCAGGGGACUCUCCGAUCCACACCUCGGCCUCCACCUUGGAGAAGAUCGGGGAGGCAGCGGAUGACAAGGUUUCUGUCUCUUGCUUUGGCAGCUUGAGGAACCUUGCCAGCAGUUACCAGGAAUCAAAUGAUACUCAUAGCCGACGUGAGCACAAGGCUGUGGGCCGGGCCCCUCUGGCUGUCAUGGAAGGUGUGUUCAGAGACGAAUCAGACACCCGCAAAUUGAACUCCAGUGUUGUAGACACACAGAGCAAAAACUCAGCACAAGGGGAUCAUGUGCCCCCCAUCUCUGAUCCAUUUGAUAACAAUAACCAGAUCGCUUAUGUGGAUCAGAGCGAUUCUGUAGACAGCUCUCCAGUCAAAGAAGUGAAACCCACAAGCCACCCGGGCUCCCUCACAAAGAAACCAGACAGCACAGCCAAGAGAUCCCCCAGCUCCAAAGGCACUUCUGAGCCAGACAGAAGCUUGCGGAAGGGGAGACCAGUCUUGGCAAGCCAGGAGUCCUCUCUUUCAAGUACAUCCCCUUCUUCUCCUGUUCCUGUAAAAGUUUCUAUAAAGCCCUCCCGCUCCCGAAGCAAAGCAGAUUCUUCUUCCAGGGCCAGUGGACGGCAUUCCUCCCCUGCCCCUGCCCAGUCCAGAAAGGAGUCCUCCUCCAAACCCCAGGACUCCACGUCAUCUCCUUCACCCCAGAGGCAGAAAUCAUCUUCCUCCCUCACUUACACUGCUCCCUCCACAUCUGCCAAAAAACCUUCGGGCCCUGCUGCAAGGGGCCCCUUCCCUCCUGGGAAGAGCAGGACUUCAGACCGGAGCUUGAGUAGAGAGGGCUCCAGGCAAAGCCUGGCUUCGGACAGAGCCAGCGUCACCUCCAGCUCUAAACCCAACUCCCCUCGGGUGAGCCAGGCCAGGGCGGGGGAGGGCCGAGGGGAUGGAAAGCAUGUCAGGAGCUCCUCCAUGGCCAGUCUGCGUUCCCCCAAUGCAAACAUGAAGUCUGGUCUGAAGAGGGACAGCAAGUCAGAGGACAAGGGGCUGUCCUUCUUCAAGUCAGCCUUGAGACAGAAGGAAACCCGGCGGUCGACUGACCUUGGCAAAACAACCUUGCUCUCCAAGAAGGCAGGUGGGAGCUCUGUCAAGUCGGCUGGUAAGAAUGCCGUGGAUGACAAGGCAGAGAAAGGCUACCAGCCUCCAGCUUCCCAGCAGCCAAAUGCAAGUGCAGCUGGAAAAGAGCAGCUUGUCUCCAAGGACCCUGCUUCUGCUAAACAUUCCCUGCUGUCUGCUCGCAAAUCCAAGUCUUCCCAGCUAGAUUCUGGAGUGCCGGCAUCUCCUGGUGGCAGGCAGUCUGCUGAGAAAUCCUCAAAAAAGUUAUCUUCUAGCAUGCAAACCUCUGCACGGCCUUCUCCAAAACCUCAGUGAUAUUUCUGCAAUCUAAGUGUUUUAUCUGUAAAGAUGUUUAUUUAUUUAGAACCCUUCCCUCCCACCAAAGCCCUUUAUGCUUUUGUAUGUUUUGGGUCACGUGCCUGGUGUGCGUGCGUGUGUGUGUGUGCGCGCGCGUGCGUAUGAGUGUGUGUAUAUGUGUGUGUAGAAUUCAACUGCAAAUUGUUAAAAGCGUCGCCUUAUUCUGCCAUUGAACCAAAUAACAGCCGUAGGCAAAGCAUUGAUACCAAGCUAACUGGAAGAAUCGUAGACGAGACCCUGGGCGGUCCCUUUAGCAAUUGUACAUAUUUCUUUCUAGAGAACUCUCAUGACUUCUGUUGGACAUUAGGGUUUGGAAACCUCUGAACCAGUUAAGCUGUCAUUAGCUUGUGCUGUAGAAGGAUCGGUUGUUUGACUUGGGUUUCAUCUGAGCAGGAUUUGUCCUCACAGCUGAUUGUUGUAGGGCACCAGGAGCUCUAAAAACUGUGACGCUAACAAUGAACAAACCGAGAGAAGACUUGCUUUCUGCACUUUGGCCCCAUCUACCAGUCUCUGUAAAGGGCAAUAUUUUCACACUAAUGUUUCUCAGGUAUAUACUCAGCCAGUUUAGGGUGGAUGCACAUCAGUAAAAGGGUUGACGACGAAGGUGGCCUGUGAGUGACUGUCGCUUCUCCAGCUGCCGCAGAUAGAAAUUUCUAGAGGCAGAACUGAAGUCUUUCAGACCUUCAUGUCUGCAAAGAUGUGUGUACUAUAAGCUGUCUUGAUUCUUAAGAUAUGUCUUAAGAGGUGGCACAUAGGACAGUCAGAGAGCCAGUCACUAAUUAAUUUUGUUUUCCUUCUAAAUUUGCUAGCUAUGGCCAUUGGCGUUUUGAAAUGUAGUAGAGCAGUUAACACCUUUGAAAGAGUUCUGGAAAAAAGUGGAUUCUGACCUGGAUGCAUGAAUCUGUACCAUUUUCCUUCUCUGCUGUUGCUUUUUUCUGUGUUGGAAGCUGAAAGCUCGAUGCUAGCCUCUGUGCGCGUGCCCGGUGUUUCUUGUAACUUGGAGAGGAAAGAAGAUGCCUAAUGCCAAAAGUCAGUCGAUGGUGUGUCGAAGCAGUGUGUGACGAAGUAUUACGUGUGCGCUUCUGAUGCUGCCUGUCAGUGUCCGUUGUAGACUGCUUUUCAGUAAGUCGUUUAUUUCUUCUCUGUGCUUAAGACUUCGUCUCUUACCCAGAACUCAGAAGCAGAAUUGGAGCGCGUUCCAUCUGGUGUUGUCAGUGCGAAUUGCAUUUCUUGUUCAGAAAACAAGGGAACCUCACCAAAAUCUCACCGAUAAGCGAGAUACAUAGUUCUUCAAGAUUUCUGGAGGUAUCCUAGCAAUUUUUAGCUUUUUCUUUUUCUUUUUUUUUUUUUUCCAUUUUUCUAUUUCUUUUUUUAAGUGUCAAGAGAGUCAUGACCCUGAUUCUCUUUGCGUAGCAUUUGUCGCUUUGCUACGAAGUUUAGCAUACUAAGUUUUUAUGGUUUAAAUUACUAAUUUGUAAAAAAAAAAAAAAUUGUAAACCCUCCCAGCUCUUCCUGAACUCUUGGUGCACAAAUCCAUUUAUAACCUCCCUUUUCAGUAUUGCUGUGUGUGAAGUGAUUAGAAUACAUACACAUGCAUAGCUAUGAAUUCUGCACUGCCUUUUUUUUUUUUCCUCCCCAUCCUGCCCUCCCCCACGAAUACCUCUUGGGAAAUAUUUCCAUUCGGUUUCUAACUUUAUUUUGCUGCUACUUUGAGCAUUAGCAGGUAACUUGCAAGUCUGGAGGCCAUUGUUGUUGAGGGUAGCUGGAAUUUUAGACCCUUGCAGUUUUUAAGACUUAGCUACUCCGCCUUGUGGAAGUUACCAUAGUGCUCCGUGAAGUUCAUUGAACAUGAGCCUGUCCGCGCCCCUUCGCUAGGUGUCCCCGGUGAACUGCACCAGCUUCUGGUCUCCCAAAGCAGCGGCUCCUCUUCUCUCUGUUGUAGUGUGACAGUCGACGACUGGCUGCCCUCAGUGUUGUCACUGCUUCCUCGGGCACACUGACAGCCCUCUCAGUGUUUAGCCACUGCUGGUUUUUCUGUGUCCCUUUUAUUUCCUGGAAAGGAUGCACCAAGUAUGGGAUCAUCAACCAGGGGUUGAAUGUUUGUCUGAUUUGAGCCUCUCGUCUUUGUUUCAAAAAGGUAGAUGUCAUUUGAAAUCUCCUAUCCGAAGCUCUGAAACAGCCUUAGAAUUAUAGUCUGUCUGCCCAAAGGGUUUUUAAUAAGACCUUUUUCUGUGGCUAUUAUCAGUUAAGCAUUAGUAGAAUCUAGUUUAAUUUUCACGGUGGCAAAUAUUUUUUUUCUCGAGAUCUUCAGGAAUGGAUUUUCCAUUACAUCCACUGUUUUCCAAAAAAAAUAACCAAAAACACCAAACUGAAGAACAACUCUGCAGAUUUAUUUUUAAUUUUCCAUGGGAACUAGAAAAAAAAUUCAGUAUCUGUAAACUAAAAGUCUAUGGGGUUUAGUCUUCAAUUUUUCAUAUUUAAAUGAAAAAAAAAGUCAGGAAGCCUUGUGGCAUUGUCUGGGCGUCUUUAAGCUGUUCUGUUUUUGUGCUUGAUAAACAAUGAAAAUCUCAUCCUUAAUGACUAGGAACCAUCUUUAAGCCACAGAAGAGGAUAUUUGCCCAAAAGUUUGGACGUGGUCUUUGAGGUGUGAAAGAUCUUAAGGGAAAAUUAUUACUUGGUUCAGUUCAGUUGUUCAGUAGCUUAGGGACAUGGCAUUUGCUUUGUUUUUUAUUUUCCUGGUGAUGUUUGGCGCAUUGAGCAUAUCUGUGCUUUGGGGUUAGAAAUGAUCUGUCAAGGAUGGUGGGCCAGAGUUUCUGGUUGAUAACCAGGUGGGCCAGAGCAGUCAUUUCCUGGUUGGCACAGAGUAAUCCCUGACAGGAGUGUGGCUUUUUAAUGUUUUUUGCUUUUCAAAAAACUUUCUAUUUUUGAUUUCUUUUCCUGUGAAUAUUCAGUGCACUGAGGCUGUAUCAUUCCUGUGCACUCCCUUGUAUAAUGUGGAAGCACAACGAAACGUUUGAGCUCACAGCAUUUCAAGAUGACCUCCCAGCCCUGGUGCUUUCCCAUCCUAAAAGCAACCUAACUGAAAGGAAGUAAUACCUCGCUGGACCAAUAGCAAUGGAUGUGGGAGUAUUUGUGGUCUGGUAAAAUAUUGUAGUUCUUUGUGAAGCUGCCCUAAACCCUUGUAAUCAUUCUUUCCUCAUUCAUUCAUUCAUUCAUUCAUUCAUUCUGCAAGCAUUUGUUGAGGGCCUGCUUUGCUCCUAAAAGCAAGCGGAAAGCAUCGUGAGUUCGCUGUAGCCGAGGAGCCCUGGGAGCCCAGCCGAUGAGCCAGGGGAUGCCAGUGAUACCUUAAAUGGAGUGACGGUCCACCCCGAACAAAGAGAGCAAGUGGAUUCUGGUGAACUGGCCAAGGCCUGUGGUCCUCUUGAGCAAGUCUCUCCUGUUCCAGAAACCAAAAGUGCCCUUCUUCAUCUUCAGAGACAUUAUACUCUUAACAUCCACUUUUUCAGACUGAGCGGUCUCUACUACUUAGGGUUUGAAAAUCCAUUACAAAGUCACUUUCCAUUAGAAUUUGGUCAUCCACGUGUGUAUGAAAGUAGAUGUGGGGUUUGGGGGCCGGGGACAAAUUGCCAUCGCUCUAAAGUAACUGUCGCGGAAAAAACUAGUUAUGUCAAGGAGGCAGUAGUGUCAGCCUUUAGGAAGAAUGAAGCAAAGAAGAGCUGUGGAACAGAGCUCACUUACUUCAAAUAAACGUGUUUCUAAAAAAUAGCUUGACAUCUGAUGUUACAUUUCAUUCUGACAAAUAACCGAACAGCCGAAGCUGUUGUUUCCUAUGUAGGUUAUCGGAAUUAUUGGAUGGCAAGAUAAUUAGUGUUUCUGGGUUGGAUUUUUGAGAUAGUAUGCAAAUCAUAAGCACAGUUUCAAUAAAACACAUAUUCUGUGGGCGUGUUGAACUUGUAUUAUUUGGAAUUGAGAAGAGCAGACUUCUGACAAACCAGUGCCUAUAUCAUAAACAGAGUAGCUGCUACUGUGCAGACUGUCGGUCUUUACUUUCAUAAAGGAAACGUUACUGUUAAACCUGACUACAUUUUGGGGGGUGGAGUCCUGUGCUUUCUUCAAAUGAACACUUAGUGUUUCACACUGCCUUUUGAUCAACUCUCAAAGUGUUUGUUUUGCAGCUGCCGUUUGAGCAUGACUAGUCAUCUUUUCCCCCCAAGUAAUGAAAACGAUUUUGCAUGGCCUCCAUCUAACCCAGAAAGCAUGUUCUUACCACCUAUGCAAAUAACUAAUAAAAUGUAGACUACCCUAAAUGUAAAUUUUUUUAAAAAGGCAAUUCUUGGAUUAUGGAGCUCUAUUUUUGAAUUUGUAAUUUUUUACAUGUGGCUUAAUCAUCAAUACAGAAGAGCAUGAAUGUGUUUUCUUGUUUUGCUUGCAAAUGUUUCUCUUUGCUGCUUGCUUUUUUUUUUUUUUUUUUUUUAAUCAGCAAGAUUGUAUGUAAAAUGGUAUUUUGCAAGCAGGAGUGGAAUUGGAUAUGUUGAACACACACGGGUUUAUAUACUGUAUUUAGCAUGAACACUUUCCUAAAGUAUUUUGUUCUAAAAAAAAAAUAACCUGCCAUUUUCUAUAGAUUUUAAUUUUUUAUAUCUUCUAAGGUUCUAUUGUGGUCACAAGGAGAGAAUGUGGCUUCUAAUAGUGCUAACAAUUUUAAAAUGCUUUUGUAGAGACCUAGAGCUGUUUUGGAAAGCUUCGGAGAUUCCCAGCCAUUAGUCACAAUAAGACUAAGCUCAUGGAAUUUAUGGUAGCAUACUACAGUGGAUUAGUUUCUAGAUCCAUCUCACAAGCAUUCAAAACAAGUGUUUCCCAAUUUUGGAGGGAAGGGAGGUCCACUGCAGGCUUGGGAGGCUUUUUCAAAUCUCAUACGAGUACUCUCCUGAAGAUUCCGUUAAGCCUCUUCUGAAUGACUUCUAAUGCUCAGCACUCACUAGAAUCAUCUAGAGAACUUUUAAAGAUGCCUGGGUUCUACUCCUAAGACUUUGAUCUAACUAGUGAAGGGGCAAGGUCCCAGGAAUUGCCAUACAUUUUAAAGCUCCUGGGGGUUUCUAAUAUGCAGU
Molecule: messenger RNA, 9406 nt
Organism: Mustela erminea (ermine)
Lineage: Eukaryota; Metazoa; Chordata; Mammalia; Carnivora; Mustelidae
Gene: USP31
Product: ubiquitin specific peptidase 31
Exons: 16
Coding region: 174-4256 (1360 amino acids)
Biological process (GO): protein deubiquitination
Molecular function (GO): cysteine-type deubiquitinase activity
Source: RefSeq, a predicted model, not a curated record